This is a messenger RNA of Olea europaea var. sylvestris, 1240 nucleotides long. Its product is annotated as persulfide dioxygenase ETHE1 homolog, mitochondrial-like. NCBI's taxonomy places the organism in Eukaryota, Viridiplantae, Streptophyta, Magnoliopsida, Lamiales, Oleaceae. Gene Ontology annotation, molecular function: sulfur dioxygenase activity. The record is from RefSeq and is a predicted model, not a curated record. The transcript has 9 exons. The coding region runs from base 124 to 1002 and encodes 292 amino acids. Gene Ontology annotation, biological process: glutathione metabolic process; hydrogen sulfide metabolic process.
AGAUGUCAUAUCCUCCCUCAUAAAUCAAUUAUAAUUUUCCCUUAAAAUAAUCUCAAAACCAGUUGACACAUAGGUGUUGAUAUGUUCGCCAUACCAUAUUAAAUUCAUCGUCAAAACUAAGAAAUGCUUCUGAAAUUCCAAUUCUUGCAUUUCUCUACUGCCUUUUCUCCUAAAUUCCAUAAAAUUUCUGCUCCUGUAAUUAGAAUUACCAAGUUCCGAUCGCAAAUGGGAUCAUCGUCUUAUACGACGUCGUCUGCUUCCUCGUCAAAAUUGCUUUUCCGCCAGCUCUUUGAGAAAGAUUCUUCUACUUACACUUACCUUCUUGCUGAUACUUCUCAUCCUGACAAACCAGCCCUGUUGGUUGAUCCAGUUGAUAAGACAGUGGAUAGGGAUCUUUCUCUUGUGAAAGAAUUGGGUUUGAAGCUUCUAUAUGCAAUAAAUACUCAUGUACAUGCUGAUCAUGUCACUGGCACUGGUUUGAUUAAGAGUAAAGCACCCGGAGUAAAAUCUAUUAUUUCCAAAGCAAGUAAUGCAAAAGCUGAUCUUUUUGUUGAACCUGGUGACAAAAUUUGUUUCGGUGAUCUCUUCCUGGAGGUUCGUUCUACCCCUGGUCACACCCUAGGUUGCGUUACCUAUGUUACUGGCGAUGGACAUAAUCAGCCUCAACCAAGAAUGGCUUUCACUGGGGAUGCUUUGCUGAUACGCGGAUGUGGCAGAACAGAUUUUCAGGGUGGAAGUUCUGAGCAGCUAUACAAGUCUGUUCAUUCACAGAUCUUUACUUUGCCUAAAGACACAUUUGUGUAUCCUGCUCAUGAUUACAAGGGAUUCUCUGUCAGUACAGUGGGAGAGGAGAUGCUGUAUAAUCCCCGCCUGACAAAAGACAAGGAAGCAUUUAAAAAUAUCAUGGCAAAUUUGAACUUGUCGUAUCCUAAGAUGAUCGAUGUAGCUGUCCCUGCUAACAUGUUUUGUGGCUUGCAAGAUGUCGAGUCCAAAGCCAGUUAAUAUUUUUGUUACGUCUGGACUUCAUUUUGUUGUCAUUGUUCACAGAGAGCAUGAAGUUGAAAAAUUGAGUGCUAAAAGUAUGAACUGAUGACUGUUCCAUCUGGUAGUGUAAAUGUUGAAUAAAAUGGCUCUUGCCUAAGAGUUUAUUCCACAAUAUUGUAUUUGAACGGAGCACAGAAGUUACUACCUAGAAGAAAAAGAUUAAUGCAAUGACUCAAAGAACUAUGGAUUUUAUAUA